Molecule: messenger RNA, 4375 nt
Organism: Ilex paraguariensis (yerba mate)
Lineage: Eukaryota; Viridiplantae; Streptophyta; Magnoliopsida; Aquifoliales; Aquifoliaceae
Source: the annotation of a GenBank genome assembly
UUUGGUGAUAGUGGAAGAAACUGACCUACCGGUCGUCGUGGAUGUACCUCAAGUUAUUUGAGGGAACCACGUAAAUCUUGUGUGCUUAUUUAUUUUCUGUUAUUUUAUUUAUAUUGCUUCCAUUGAUUUACACUUGUGGGAAAGCCUAUUUUCCCAACAUCUGGUAUCAGAGCAAUUGGUUAAUUCGGUUCCGAUUCGUUAUAUUUCUGUGUGUGAAUUAUGGACGGCAACGUUGGACGUAUGGUUAGUUUCAAUGGCACAAAUUGGGUGACUUGGAAAACUAAAAUGGAAGAUCUUUUAUUUUGUAAAGAUUUGAAUGGACCCAUAGAGGGUGAUAGUGGCAAACCGGAAGGGAUGAAAGAUGACGAGUGGAAAAAGCUAGACCGGAAAGCUGUCGGUUUUAUUCGGCAAUGGAUUGAUGAUAGUGUCUUUCAUCAUGUCUCUACAGAAAAAUCUGCACAUGGUCUUUGGACCAAAUUGGAGAGUUUGUAUGAUAGAAAGACGGCAGUGAAUAAAGCCUUUUUAUUUCGAAAGCUUGUGAACUCUAAAUAUAAGGAGGGUACUUCUAUUGCAGAGCAUUUGAAUGAGAUUAAGAGCAUUGUGAAUCAGUUGGCCGCCAUGAAAAUUACUUUUGAUGAUGAGUUGCAAGCUUUGUUACUUCUUAGUUCACUUCCCGAAAGCUGGGAAACUUUGGUGGUCACAGUUAGUAACUCCGCACCUGAUGGAGUGGUAACAAUGAGUCAAGUUACCAGCAGUUUGUUGAAUGAAGAAACAAGAAGAAAAUCAUCAGGUUCUUCUUACUCCGAGGCACUUGUAAUGGAAAACCGGGGGAGAGGCAGGAGUAAGAGUAGGGUUCCGCACAACCGUGAUAAAUCUAGAGGUCGUUCAAGCUCGAUGUCAAAAAAGGAUGUUGAAUGCUAUUAUUGUCACAAGAAAGGGCACAUGAAGCGGGAAUGUAGAAAACUCAAGUUCAAGGAGCAGAACAAAGAGAAAAAUUCAGAGAAAAAGCAAAUUGAUACAGCUGUAGUUACCGAUGAUGAACUCAUGAUUAUCCGUGAUGAUGCUAGCGUUAAUUUGAUUGGCCAAGAGACGGAUUGGGUAAUUGAUUCUGGAGCUUCAUUUCAUGUUACUUCGCGGGCUGAUUUCUUUACUUCUUACUCACAAGGUGAUUUUGGGAAUGUCCGUAUGGGAAAUGAAGAUGUGUCAAAAAUUGUCGGCAUGGGUGACAUUUGCUUGGAAACAAAUAUUGGAUGCAAAUUGCUGCUUAGAGAUGUGAGGCAUGUACCAGAUAUUCGACUCAAUUUAAUCUCUGCUGGAAAGUUAGAUGAUGAAGGCUACAUCAACAAUUUCAGUAAUGGAAAAUGGAAGCUCUCCAAAGGUUCUCUAGUGGUAGCAAAAGGAAAGAAGACUUGUUCUCUUUACACUAUGCAAGCAAAAAUCUGCAAGGGUGUUGUGAAUACCUUAGAGAAUGACUCAUCCACUGAUUUAUGGCAUAGAAGGCUUGGACAUAUGAGUGAAAAAGGAUUGCAAGUUUUGUCCAAGAAAGAGCUUCUAGUGGGGAUAAAAGGUACGCCUUUGAAAACUUGUGUUCAUUGUUUCCAUGGUAAACAAAACAGAAUAUCAUUCCGUAGAAACAUUGCAUCUAGAAAAUCUCAUGUUUUAGAUUUGGUACAUUCUGAUGUAUGUGGUCCUUUGAAAGUUAGGACACUUGGUGGUGCUCUAUACUUUGUCACUUUUAUUGAUGAUCACUCUAGAAAAGUUUGGGCUUAUACACUGAAAACUAAAGAUCAAGUUCUAGAUGUGUUUAAGAUUUUUCAGGCCAAGGUUGAAAGAGAAACAGGUAGACAGUUGAAAUGUGUUCGCUCGGAUAAUGGUGGUGAAUAUAUUGGACCAUUUGAUCAGUAUUGCACAAAUCAUGGUAUCAGGCAUGAAAAGACAGUUAAAAAGACACCUCAACAGAACGGGGUUGCAGAGAGAAUGAAUCGCACCAUUCUUGAGAGAGUCAGAUGUUUGCUCUCACAUUCUAAAUUGCCAAGAUCCUUUUGGGGUGAGGCAAUGAGGACCGCAGUUGAUCUUAUCAAUUUGUCUCCUUCAGUUCCGUUGAAUGGUGAUGUGCCAGAGAAAGUUUGGACAGGGAAGGAAGUCUCCUAUGAUCACUUGAGGGUAUUCGGCUGCAGAGCUUUUGUUCAUAUUCCAAAAGAUGAAAGGUCCAAGCUUGAUCCAAAAGCAAAGCAAUGCAUAUUUCUUGGCUAUGGGCAUGAAGAAUUUGGAUACAGGUUGUAUGAUACAGUUGACAAGAAAGUUGUCAGAAGCCGAGAUGUUGUUUUCUUGGAAGAUCAGACUAUUGAAGACAUCGACAAGCUUGAGUCAGCUGAGUCUAGUACUGAUGAUCUUGUUGAUUUAGAUCCUCUCAAUCCCUCUGCUGUUCAUGAUAUUGAUGAGGAAGUGCAAACACCUCAUGAUGAUGCAGCAGAAGAUGAUGUUGAGCCAGAGAUUGAGGGGGAGCAACCACCCCAAGAGCCACUACCACAGACACCGUUAAGGAGAUCUACUAGAGAAAAACAGUCAUCCAGAAAAUAUUCUUCAAAUGAGUAUGUGAUGAUAUCAGAUCAGGGGGAGCCAGGGACUUAUCAAGAAGUCUUGAAGCAUGAGAACAAAACUGAAUGGUUCAAGGCAAUGAAAGAGGAAAUGAAGUCUUUGCAUGAGAAUCACACCUAUGAUUUGGUGAAGCCGCCUAAAGGGAAGAAAAUUUUGAAAAAUAAAUGGGUCUUCAGACGAAAGAAUGAUGGGAACAGUUCUCAACCGAGAUUCAAGGCACGACUUGUCGUGAAAGGUUUUGAUCAGAGAAAGGGAGUUGAUUUUGAUGAGAUCUUCUCACCAGUUGUGAAGAUGUCCUCCAUUCGAACUGUGCUUGGUAUAGCUGCGAGUAUGAAUUUAGAAGUUGAGCAGCUUGAUGUGAAGACCGCAUUUUUGCAUGGUGACUUAGAAGAGGAAAUUUAUAUGGAGCAACCUGAGGGCUUCAAAGAUAAGGGUAAUGAUCAGUUAGUUUGCAAAUUGAAGAAGAGCUUGUAUGGAUUGAAGCAAGCACCGAGGCAGUGGUACAGAAAAUUCGAUGCUUUCAUGAGUGAGAAUGGGUAUUCAAGAACCACUUCAGACCAUUGUGUGUUUGUGAAGAAAUAUAAAGAUGGUAAUUUUAUUAUUCUCUUGCUUUACGUUGAUGAUAUGCUUAUUGUGGGCCAAGACACGAGUAAGAUUAGCAAGUUGAAGUCAGAGUUGAGUAAGUCCUUUGCCAUGAAGGAUUUGGGUCCAGCAAAGCAAAUUCUUGGGAUGAGAAUUGUUCGUGACAGAUCACAUGGGCUGAUUUGGUUAUCUCAAGAGAAUUAUAUUAAAAAGGUUCUUGAGAGGUUCAAUAUGGACAAAGCAAAGCCUGUUAAUUGUCCACUUGCAGGCCACUUCAAACUAAGCUCAAGUCAGUGUCCUACAAGUGAUGAAAAGAGAAAUGAGAUGCAGAAAAUUCCCUAUGCUUCAGCAGUUGGUUCUUUGAUGUACGCCAUGGUUUGUACUCGACCGGAUAUUGCUCACGCAGUUGGGGUUGUCAGUCGAUUUUUGUCUAAUCCAGGGAAAGAACACUGGGCAGCAGUGAAAUGGAUUAUGAGGUAUCUUCAGGGCACUUCAAAGAUGAGUUUGUGUUUUGGUAAAGGCGAGCCUAUUCUUGAUGGGUUCACAGAUUCUGAUAUGGCUGGUGAUGUUGAUAGUCGAAAAUCUACUUCUGGUUAUUUGAUUACUUUUGCAGGGGGAGCAGUGGCAUGGCAAUCAAGAUUACAGAAAUGUGUUGCUCUCUCCACCACAGAAGCUGAGUUCAUCGCCAUCACUGAAGCUUGCAAAGAAUUAUUGUGGUUGAAGGAAUUCUUACAAGAGUUGGGUUUGAAACAAGAAAGGUAUGUCCUUCAUUGUGAUAGUCAGAGUGCAAUCCACUUGAGCAAGAAUUCUUCAUUUCAUUCGAGAUCGAAACAUAUUGAUGUUAGAUAUCAUUGGAUUCGUGAUGUCUUGAAUGAUAAGUUGUUACAACUUGAAAAAAUUCACACUGAUGAUAACACUUCGGAUAUGUUAACUAAGGCAUUGACUAAGGACAAGCAUGAGAAGUGUCGACUUUUGGCGGGAAUGGUCGAAUCCUCCACAUAAGUCGGGAGGGGGAGAAUUGUUGGGUUUCCCUCCUUUGUGGGACUCAUCAAUUUGCUAAUUUUUUGGUGGCUUACCCGUGUAUGACUCUUAUCCAAGACUUGGUUUGGAGUCUUCAAGUUAAAAGGAAUUUGGCAGCCACCAAAGACUAUAAGUUUUGUCCUUUUCUUUGGUUCAUCUUUUCUCUGUUGGUUUG